Hibiscus syriacus is the source of this 2373-nucleotide messenger RNA. RefSeq names its product putative pentatricopeptide repeat-containing protein At5g52630. Lineage: Eukaryota; Viridiplantae; Streptophyta; Magnoliopsida; Malvales; Malvaceae. Gene Ontology annotation, molecular function: RNA binding; protein binding; zinc ion binding. Gene Ontology annotation, biological process: RNA modification. The transcript is spliced from 3 exons. The coding region runs from base 24 to 2285 and encodes 753 amino acids. The record is from RefSeq and is a predicted model, not a curated record.
AUCAUCCUUCCCACCUUUCUCCAAUGGCGUCUUUGCCUUCAUUUCAUGGCAUUGGUACUCUCAAGCUCGAACCAGACUCCACAAAGCACUCCACCACUUCUGCUUCCACAGAUAAGAGUCCAAGUAUAUCUUAUCCAAGGGCUCGUACAUUAAUCCAAUCUGAUAGAAAAUUAGAAUCAUUGACUCUGAAUUUCCAAGAAUCACUCUCAGUCAUAAAAGAUGGCUCAAAGAUUGAAGCAUCUUGUUAUGUCCCGCUUUUGCAAGAAUGCAUUGAAAGGAAUUCGUUUUCCGGGACUCGUGAUCUUCAUUCUCAUAUCAUAAAGACUGGAACUCAUCGAGAUGUGUUUGUGAUGACAUUCCUUGUCAAUGUUUAUGCCAAAUGUGGAGCCAUGGAAAAUGCUCGAAAAGUGUUUGACAGUUUGCCUAGAAGAAAUGUUGUUGCAUGGACAACUUUGAUGACAGGCUAUGUUCAUGAUGAUCAGCCAGAUGUUGCCAUUACUGUUUUUCAAGAGAUGCUCGAAUUUGGGUCAUUUCCGACGAAUUAUACCCUUGGAAUUGCUUUGAAUGCAUGUUCUGCAAUAGACUCUCUUGAAUUGGGGAAGCAAAUUCAUGCCUACAGUAUCAAAUACCAUAUUGAUCAUGACACAAGUGUUGGAAACUCACUUUGCAGCUUAUACUCUAAAUGUGCAAGCUUGGAUUCCGCUAUUAAGGCCUUUCUUACGGUUGAGGAAAAGAACGUAAUUACAUGGACUGCUGUUAUUUCUGCUUGUGGGGAUAAUAGUAAAGCUGCAAAGGGGCUUAGGUUCUUCAUUGAGAUGCUAGCUGACAAUGUUGAACCUAAUGAAUUCACUUUCACAAGUGUUUUGAGUAUGUGCUGUACAAUGCUAUCUUUGAGCUUUGGGGCUCAAGUUCAUUGUUUAAGCAUCAAGCUCGGAUAUGAAACACACCUCCGCAUAAAGAACUCAAUCAUGUAUUUGUAUCUCAGAUGUGGAUGGUUUGUUGAAGCGCUGCGGCUGUUCAACGGCAUGGAAGACAUGAGCUUAGUUACGAUGAAUUCGAUAAUUGCGGGAUAUGGUGAAAUAAUGGAACUUGCCAAGGAUUAUCUUUCAGCCUACCAUAAUGGAAUGGAGGCUCUCAACAUUUUCUCGAAAUUGAAUAACUCUGGCUUCAAACCUGAUCUAUAUACCUUCUCGAGUAUUUUAACCAUAUGUAGUAAGAUGUUUGCCUUAGAACAAGGGGAGCAAAUUCAUGCUCAGACUCUUAAAACUGGGUAUCUGUCAGAUAUGAUAGUGGGAACUGCAUUGGUUAAUAUGUAUAACAAAUGUGGAAGCAUUGAGAGAGCAAGCAAAUCUUUUUGGGAGAUGUCUGCUAAAACAUUGAUUUCAUGGACUUCUAUGAUUGCUGCUUUUGCGCAAAAUGGGCAGACUCAGCAAGCACUGCAGCUUUUUGAUGAUAUGAGACUGAUUGGAGUCCGACCAAACCAAGUAACCUUUGUUGGUGUUUUUUCAGCAUGUGCUCGUGCCGGGAUAGUAAAUGAAGCACUCGGGUAUUUCGAGAUGAUGCAAAAAGAUUAUAAGAUCAAACCUGUUAUGGACCAUUACUCAUGCCUAAUUGACAUGUUUGUGAGGAAGGGGUCCUUGGAUGAAGCUUUUGAUUUGAUCAAGAAGAUGGAUUUUCCUCCGAAUGAGUCCACUUGGUCUCUGUUGCUUGCAGGAUGCAAAAGAUAUGGCAACAAUGAAUUGGGAUUCUAUGCUGCUGAAAAGUUACUUGAACUGAAGCCAAAAGAUGCCGAGACUUGUCUCUUGUUGCUGAAUAUAUACGACUCUGCAGAGAGAUGGGAAGAUGUUUCAAAAGUAAGAGAACUGAUGAAGGAGAAGAGACUCGAAAAGUUAACAGACUGGAGCUUUAUUAGCAUUCACGACAAGGUUUAUUCGUUCAAUCCCGACGAGAGGCAAGUUUAUGGAGCUGAGAUAUAUGAAUUGUUGGAUGAAUUAGUUGACAAAGCAAAGAGUGUUAUUGGAUAUGAAUCACUUGAAAGUUUUACCAUAUUCGGUGAAGAAGUUCAACAUAGCGAGAAGUUGGCUGUUGCAUUUGGCCUAUUGAAAAUACCAGAUGCUGCACCAAUACGAAUCAUAAAGAACACAGGGAUGUGCAAUGGUUGCCACAAUUUUAUGAAGGCCAUCUCUUCGCUUAAUGCAAGGGAAAUCAUCAUUCGAGAUAGCAAGCAGCUCCAUAAAUUUGUCGAUGGGAAGUGUUCUUGUGGGGAUUAUGGUGGUUUAUUUUGAUGAGUGAGGUAGGUUCCCAUCACUCCAUUUCCCUCCCACUUAUAUAAGGUUACUUUAAGGACAUUUCAUGCAAAUUCUUGUCUUUGAU